UCACGCACUGCGCAUGAGCGUCCACAGAGAACCCACAGACGAGGGAAAUUUAAAAAAACGGGGGACAACAAGUGCCCCGAACGACAGAAGAGCUUUCCUCUGUCUCGUUAUCAAAGAUUUUCAAUACCACAGAACAACUGCAGCAUUAACAGAAGAUGAUUGAAAGUGGAAUAACAAGCAGGAUGUCAGGAGUUCAUGAAAACCCUGUACAAAGUCACCACACCUCCACACAAGACUACAGACUCCUGACCACAGACCCUUCGCAGCUGAAGGACGAGCUGCCUGGCGAUCUUCAGUCGCUGUCCUGGCUCACCUCUGUGGAUGUUCCCCGACUGCAGCAGAUAGGAUCUGGACGAGCUGAUUUUGCCAGUUCUGCUCAGAACAGCCUGCUGGAGCGACAGACAGCUCAGCUGAAUAGCAUGACGGUAGCAGGCGGAGCAGGAUCUGCGAUUCAUCUACAGAGCGAAAUGCAGCACAGCCCUCUAGCCAUCAGUAGCAUGCCCCAGUUUUCUCCUGGGUUUCCGUGUGCCGCUUCAGUUUAUCAAACCGCCCCUCAACAAGUGCUCACUUUCACUCAGGCAAACCAGCAGUGUUCUCCCGGUGGGAUUUAUGGCAACUACAACAGCCAGAGUCUGUUUCCUCAACCCCGUAUAACUGCUCACAACCAGGACUUGCAGCCCAAGACGUUCCCUAAACCCAUCUACUCCUACAGCUGUCUGAUUGCAAUGGCUUUGAAGAACAGCAAAACAGGCAGCCUUCCUGUUAGUGAGAUCUACAGCUUCAUGAAGGAGCACUUCCCUUAUUUCAAGACAGCGCCUGAUGGAUGGAAAAAUUCUGUACGCCACAACUUGUCCUUGAACAAGUGCUUCGAGAAGGUGGAGAACAAGAUGAGCGGUUCCUCCAGAAAGGGCUGUCUCUGGGCACUCAAUCCUGCAAAGAUUGAUAAAAUGGAGGAGGAGAUGCGCAAAUGGAAACGCAAGGAUCUCCCAGCCAUCCGUCGCAGCAUGGCCAAUCCAGAUGAAUUAGACAAACUCAUUACAGACAGACCGGAGAGCUGCAGACAGAAGUCCAUUGAGACUGGCAUGACUCGCUUGCCCAGCUGCCCACCAGGGCCGACCCUCCCAAUCCCAGCGCAGAUGCAGCCCCAACCAGUGGUCACUCUCUCUCUGCAGUGCCUUCCUAUGCAUCAGCACUUUCAUAUGCAGCUCCAGAAUCAGUCUCGCUUGGCUCCGGCCUCCCCUGCUCCUGCUCAGACACCCCCUCUCCACACCGUCCCCGACCUGACAAACAAGCAGCACAGCGACUUCUACACGGUUCACACCGACGUGAAUUCAGAGGUGGACGCACUGGACCCAAGUAUUAUGGACUUCACCUGGCAAGGAAACCUGUGGGAGGAGAUGAAGGAUGACAGCUUUAACCUGGAGGCAUUAGGUACACUCAGUAACUCCCCACUUCGGCUGUCUGACUGUGACCUGGACACUGGCAAUGUCACACCUGUGUCCAGCGCAGGAGGACUGCCUUACCCAGACCUGCAGCUGACAGGCCUCUACUCUUCAUACUCGGCUGUGGAUGCCUUUUCUAACCAGUACAUGAACACACAAGGAGGAACGAAGCCUAUCGUUUUGCUUUAAUUGCACCUGCAAGAAAUCCAACAAACUGAGCUUUACCUCCCAGGAACAUCUAUAAAGCUUUCAAUCCCAGCCUUCGUGGUGUGCCAGACUCCAAAAAACAUCCUGCAACACAGAUUUCUUCCAAGGCAGCCAAAAAUGUUUUGUUAAAUUAUUGCAACAUCAGAUAUAGAAUGCAUUACGAUAUCCUGAACUGAAAGGAGUAGCAUUUAUGGUGACGUCACAGUAUUCAAAUGUGUCAUUUGCAUUGACUGUAUUAAUUACAUUAAAUGCAAUGGGUUUGAAGGGACCAAAUCAGUAAUUGUUUUUUAGAGAGAAUAUGAUUAAUAAGGAGUUGAAAAGAUUUCCUCUACCGGUGCAGAUACUGGCAUUGUGGCCAAACAUAAUCAUACAAAAUACAGUGUUGUUAUUAUACGCCUAAUGCAAAUUGUGAGUUAACUCAACACUUAAGGAACAAUGAUCAAAUUAUGGGAAUUAUGAUUUUGGGUGUUUCCAAGCUUUUUUUCUGUACCAUUAAAGACAUAAUUUUGUCCAUGUAACUGUUAGCCUUGUAACUGUAGUUGUGUGUCUUUUGUUGUACUGUGAUAGACACUGUAUCUGCUCUUUAAUAUCUGUUUAUUAUUUAUAUUUAUGAAAAGAGCUGAAAUGGUGACAUGAAUCGUUUUUAUUGUACAUAUCUAAAUAUUUUGAAUGCAAGCAAUAAAAUUUCUGAUUCAGAUUGAAA
Messenger RNA from Carassius auratus (goldfish), 2352 nucleotides. RefSeq names its product forkhead box protein N4. The record is from RefSeq and is a predicted model, not a curated record. Gene Ontology annotation, molecular function: transcription cis-regulatory region binding; DNA-binding transcription factor activity, RNA polymerase II-specific. Lineage: Eukaryota; Metazoa; Chordata; Actinopteri; Cypriniformes; Cyprinidae. The transcript is spliced from 10 exons. Bases 156 to 1631 code for a protein of 491 amino acids. Gene Ontology annotation, biological process: regulation of transcription by RNA polymerase II.